Messenger RNA from Ilex paraguariensis (yerba mate), 1753 nucleotides. NCBI's taxonomy places the organism in Eukaryota, Viridiplantae, Streptophyta, Magnoliopsida, Aquifoliales, Aquifoliaceae. The record is from the annotation of a GenBank genome assembly.
GAGAGAGAGAGAGAGAGAGAGAAGUGGAAGACGAAGAGCGUUAUCUCCAGCGUCAGAUUAACAGCCACUAGACCUUCGCUUGCGGCGCAUCCACCACGUGUCGUUCGAAACUUCCAUUGACAUCAGAUAGCCCCAUCCCAUCAUUUCUAUAUCUAUCCACACUUUUCAAGGUUCGUCUCAGUCCUCGAAACUCAGCACCUUUCUCAAUAAUAUUCAGAAGAUUUUACAGGUUUUUAUUUUUGAAGAAAUUUCAUUGGAUUGUGGUGAGGGUUGAAGUGUGUGUUUUUUGGAAAAGAUGGAUCACGCGGCGGAUGUACACAAGACCGAUUUGAUGACUAUAACGCGAUUUGUGCUGAACGAGCAGUCAAAGUAUCCUGAAUCUCGUGGAGAUUUCUCUAUAUUGCUGAAUCACAUUGUUCUUGGUUGCAAGUUCGUCUGUUCUGCGGUCAAUAAGGCAGGAUUAGCCAAACUCAUUGGGCUUGCUGGGGAGACCAACAUCCAGGGUGAAGAGCAAAAGAAACUGGAUGUUCUCUCAAAUGAAGUUUUCAUUAAGGCUCUAAUCAGCAGCGGCCGAACAUGCAUCCUUGUCUCUGAAGAGGAUGAAGAGGCAACAUUUGUGGAGCCAUCUAAGCGUGGAAAGUACUGCGUUGUUUUUGAUCCUUUAGAUGGAUCCUCAAACAUCGACUGCGGUGUUUCUAUUGGAACUAUCUUUGGAAUUUAUAUGAUUAAAGAUGGUAGUGAACCAGUUUUAGAGGAUGUGUUGCAACCAGGGAAGAAUAUGUUAGCUGCUGGCUAUUGCAUGUAUGGAAGCUCUUGCACGUUUGUAUUAAGCACUGGAACUGGUGUCAAUGGAUUUACCCUCGAUCCAUCUCUCGGGGAGUUCAUACUAACUCAUCCAGAUAUCAAGAUUCCCAAGAAAGGAAAAAUUUAUUCUGUGAAUGAAGGAAAUGCGAAGAACUGGGACGGUCCAACAGCCAAGUACGUAGAAAAAUGCAAGUUUCCUAAAGACGGUUCAUCAUCGAAGUCUCUGCGAUACAUUGGAAGCAUGGUAGCUGAUAUCCAUCGCACAUUACUUUAUGGGGGUAUCUUUUUGUAUCCCGCUGAUAAGAAAAGCCCCAAUGGAAAACUUCGGGUUCUCUAUGAAGUCUUUCCAAUGUCAUUCCUGAUGGAACAAGCUGGAGGACAAGCUUUUACUGGCAAGCAUCGGGCACUUGACUUGGUUCCAAAUAAUAUACAUGAGCGGUCUCCGAUUUUUCUGGGUAGUUAUGAUGAUGUCGAGGAGAUCAAAGCACUCUACGCAGCUGAAGAGAAGAAGGAAUGACCAUGCAGACCUUUCCACUUUAUGUUUGUGCAGGUGCUAAUUACUGAUUUCUAUUUGUUAAGCAAACAUGUCAGUAAGGUCUACUUGCAAUGAGAUACUUUUUGAUUAUACAAAGCAUUGCUGAAGUUUCUGUUAUCUUGAGUAAUAGCUAAUUUCAAUGAUGAUUGUAGACUGAAUAACACAUGAUUAUACCGCAGCAUAUGCGCACAGAUGGACCAUGGUUAUAUUUUAUGACUUGUUUAAAUGUAUAUCAUUCACCUGGAGAAGGGGGUAAACAUUUACGAAUUAAAUAACUGGAAUGCUUCACAAUUUGUGGCUACUCAUCAGGAAAAUAUUUCAGCUCCUCUACUUAGGUUCUGGGUAAUCUUGUGUGGUGAGGCACAGAUCUGGAUGUAAAUGUUGUGGCACUCCAUGAAGAUCCUUUUUGUGUCA